Neomonachus schauinslandi (Hawaiian monk seal) is the source of this 1177-nucleotide messenger RNA. RefSeq names its product SIX homeobox 2 (gene SIX2). Gene Ontology annotation, biological process: kidney development; regulation of transcription by RNA polymerase II. The record is from RefSeq and is a predicted model, not a curated record. The coding region runs from base 293 to 1177 and encodes 294 amino acids. NCBI's taxonomy places the organism in Eukaryota, Metazoa, Chordata, Mammalia, Carnivora, Phocidae. Gene Ontology annotation, molecular function: RNA polymerase II cis-regulatory region sequence-specific DNA binding; DNA-binding transcription factor activity, RNA polymerase II-specific. The transcript is spliced from 2 exons. Gene Ontology annotation, cellular component: transcription regulator complex; nucleus.
CGAGGGAGCGGCGGGCGGGCGCGGAGCAUGCGGAGCGGCGCCCCGGGCGGCCCCCGGGCUUGGACGAGGGCGCAGGCGAGGCGCGCAGGCGGCGGGGGCGCGGAGGAGCGCGGCAGCCGCGGCGGGCGCGGGGACGGACCGCAGUGACUCGGGGUUCGCCGGGAGAACGCGCGGGGCCAGGGGGGCCGCCCCGCCCGCCUCUCGGCCCGGACCACCCGGCGGGGAGGCGCCCAUGCCGGACGGCGCAGCGCGGUGAGGGCGCGCGCGGGCGGGCGGGGACGCAGCCGGCACCAUGUCCAUGCUGCCCACCUUCGGCUUCACGCAGGAGCAAGUGGCGUGCGUGUGCGAGGUGCUGCAGCAGGGCGGCAACAUCGAGCGGCUGGGCCGCUUCCUGUGGUCGCUGCCCGCCUGCGAGCACCUCCACAAGAAUGAAAGCGUGCUCAAGGCCAAGGCGGUGGUGGCCUUCCACCGCGGCAACUUCCGCGAGCUCUACAAGAUCCUGGAGAGCCACCAGUUCUCGCCGCACAACCACGCCAAGCUGCAGCAGCUGUGGCUCAAGGCGCACUACAUCGAGGCGGAGAAGCUGCGCGGCCGGCCCCUGGGCGCCGUGGGCAAAUACCGCGUGCGCCGCAAGUUUCCGCUGCCGCGCUCCAUAUGGGACGGCGAGGAGACCAGCUACUGCUUCAAGGAGAAGAGUCGCAGCGUGCUGCGCGAGUGGUACGCGCAUAACCCCUACCCCUCGCCGCGCGAGAAGCGCGAGCUGGCCGAGGCCACGGGCCUCACCACCACGCAGGUCAGCAACUGGUUCAAGAACCGGCGGCAGCGCGACCGCGCGGCUGAGGCCAAAGAAAGGGAGAACAGCGAGAACUCCAACAGCCACAACCCGCUGGCUGCGUCGCUGAAUGGCAGCGGCAAGUCGGUGCUAGGCAGCUCGGAGGACGAGAAGACGCCGUCGGGGACGCCAGACCACUCGUCGUCCAGCCCCGCUCUGCUGCUCAGCCCGCCGCCGCCCCCCGGGCUGCCGUCCCUGCACAGCCUGGGCCACCCUCCGGGCCCCAGCGCCGUACCCGUGCCCGUGCCGGGCGGAGGCGGCGCGGACCCUCUGCAGCACCACCACGGCCUGCAGGACUCCAUCCUCAACCCCAUGUCGGCCAACCUCGUGGACCUGGGCUCCUAG